AUGAGACUCUCUGCGGCCCUUGUCAGUCUGAACGUCGUUCUCGGAGCUAGCCCGGCUUACGCCAAUUGUGUCCCCGGCGAGAAGGUCAUUAGCCCUGGGUAUAAAGUCAUGGUCAAAUGCAAUGACUAUCCAAAGGGUACUAUGAGCCCUGCUCCCUCUACGGAGGAUUGCGCCCUGAGAUGUGAGGGUACUGUAAACAUCUGCAGUUACGAACCAAAGAGCAAACAGUGCAUUGUCGCUUCAGCAAAUGGGACUCCGGCCAAGUUGACUGGUGUCAUAUCUAUGACCCCAAUUAAGAGCGACUGUUGUCCGGACCUUGAAACAUGCCGCGAAGAAAACACCAAGUGCGCUGCAGACUUGGCUGAUGCGUUGAAACAGCUUGGUGAGAAGGAUAAGGAGCUGACGAAAGCCAAGAAGGAUCUUUUUGAUGCAAAUAAACAACUUGAGCAAAAGCAGAAGGAUCUCGAUGAGGCAAAUAAGAAGGUUCAACAAUCGCAAAAGGACCUUGACUCUUGCAGGAACCCAGCUGGCUCUGGACCACCGCCAAAUCAGAAGCCACUCAAUCCAGCAACAUGCGGUGAACUGAAAUCAGUCAAUCCGCGCGUUCCCUUGAUUCGACAAAUCCAAGCCAACUAUGAGAAGUGCAAAAGCGCUUGCAUGGCGGAGCCAAAAUGCCAAGCUUAUAAUGUAUUCCAUUUCACGGGAUCUCAGAAGGAUGGGGGUUGCUUUCUUUAUGCAAAGCCUGUCGAGGAAUUAACAACCGUCAUUAAUAAGAACUGGCGCUUGUAUAAUAGAGGCUGUUAG
This is a messenger RNA of Fusarium mangiferae, 804 nucleotides long. RefSeq lists its product as uncharacterized. The transcript has a single exon. NCBI's taxonomy places the organism in Eukaryota, Fungi, Ascomycota, Sordariomycetes, Hypocreales, Nectriaceae. The record is from RefSeq and is a predicted model, not a curated record. Bases 1 to 804 code for a protein of 267 amino acids.